Psylliodes chrysocephalus is the source of this 1392-nucleotide messenger RNA. The record is from the annotation of a GenBank genome assembly. NCBI's taxonomy places the organism in Eukaryota, Metazoa, Arthropoda, Insecta, Coleoptera, Chrysomelidae.
AUGGUCCAAGGAUUGACCCUUGAGCAACACCCCUCUUCACCACUCCCAAUUCAGAUGUUAUAUAUUAAUACUACUCUUUGGCAUCUGCCAUCUAGAUUAACCUCAAAAAUUAAAAUAAAUUUCUUUAAAAUUAGAAAAAUUGAUGAUUUAAUAGAGGUAAAUUUAGAACACGAAAACAAAACCAUAAGGGCUCUUUUAACUGCUACUGAAAUUGAAGAAGUGUCUAACGAUGCUACCAAACUAAUACAAUAUUUUAAAAAACUCGAAUACCAGCAACAAUUAUUAAAAAAAAAGUUAGAAACUAGAAACCAAAACCCUAGUAGUAGUACAUCUAGUAUUAUUAAGAUUGAUUUAGGGUUAGGAUCAGGGUCCCCAGAGCAGAACCGGAAUGAUGAGAGUGAGUCCAGUGAACCAGUACCAAUGCAAGAAAAUACCAAAAAAGAUGUACGGUUUAAAUGGACAGACGAUUCAAUAAAACUAUUGCUGGACUACCGUUUAGGACAGGAGGACAAAUUUAAUAUGCCUACCUGUAAAAAAACAAAACUGUGGCAGAAAAUAUCUAUUCUAAUGAAAACAGUCGGAGGCUACAAUUUAACAGGGGACGAAUGUUAUAAUAAAUAUAGGAAUUUAUUACAAACCUAUAGAUUUAAUAAUGACAAAAGGCACAAGAUGACUGGAGAAUCAAAAAUUACUUGGGAAUACUUUAACAUAUUCGAUGAGGUUCUUGGUACAAAGCAGUCAAGUGCUCCCAAAGAAUUAUUACUGUCUUCAUCAUUAGAAAAAGUAGAAAAAGAAAAUAAAGCUGAAAAGCCAAAACCAAAUGAAGAAAGAAAGGUGCAAAAAGUAUUAAAAGAAAAUAAAAUGUGUUUAAAUGAAUACUUAUUCUAUAAAACACAAAGAAUGGAAACUAUUUGGGAAGAAAAAAAAGGGCUGAAGGAACAAGAAAUAAACGCGAUGAACAAUCUAGCAGAUGCAAUUCGGGCAUCUAGUUCUAAAAAAAGACGCCAUAGUUCUGAUUCUGAUUGAAUCUAGUCAAAAAUUAGAUAUUAUGUUAGUUAAUGUUGCUUAUUUAUAUAUUUUUUUAAUAUGUAUAACUUUUAAUUCCAAUUUAAUUGGAUAGAGCGAGAGAGAGUAGACUAAGAAUGUACUUUUGUUUUUGUACUUGUUAGAUUUGAGGCUAGAAAUAUGCCAUUAUGAUUUUUGUUGUUUGUUUUUCUAUUUGUUCAAAGAUUUAAUAAAGCAUUUGUGAAUUUACUUGUUUCAUUUAUUUCUCUUGUUAUAUUUUUCAUUUCAAUACUAACAAAGUUUACAGGACACAUAAUAUUAACUCAAUGUUGGUUUAAAAAAUCGUCAUUGUAGUACCUACCUGCAAAGAAUAACAAAAAAAACGGA